AUGGACGCCAAGGCCCUGGCUGAAGCGGAGAAGGAAGCCGAGGAGGAGCUGGCGGCCCACGCGGCGUUCGAUGCCGAGAUGGAACGAUGCAGGGUGGCGGUCGCCGCAGCCGGAGAGGACGACGACUCCGACAUCUCAUGGUCUUCCGAUGACCCUGAUGCGCCUACCCGGAGGAGAAGACGGCGGAGCAGAGAGCCCCCGCUCUUCACGCCGCUGCCAAGCACGCCCUCCCGCGCCGCCGCCAGGGGCUCGCGCCGCCUCCAGGGAUUCGCGCCACCGCCGGGGGCCUCGUCGCCAACCACGCCCUGGAGCGCCGCCGCCCGUCCCUGGACGCCGCCCGAGCAUGUACGCCCCCCGCCGCCGCUGGACCACCAUGCUGCCCGCGUGUCGGUGCCCGGCCAGACGCGCCUCAGCUCCCGGCGGCCAGACGCGCCUCAACAGGCCCCGCGUCGGCCCUUCCUCCUCCAGCGCCGGAAAGAGGCCAGACGAGCCAGCGCCGGCGCCCUACGGCCCUCCUUCCGCCGCCUCCCACCACCGCCGGCGCCCCACGGCCAGUCAUCGCCGACGAUCUGCUCCCAGCAUGGCUGA
Molecule: messenger RNA, 588 nt
Organism: Lolium perenne
Lineage: Eukaryota; Viridiplantae; Streptophyta; Magnoliopsida; Poales; Poaceae
Source: RefSeq, a predicted model, not a curated record